CUUCAGCUGGUUAUCCAACAGAGAGAUCAUCUCAUUAACACUGAUUAUGAGUUCACACUGAUGAGUCUGCACAUGUAAACUGUUCCUUUAACAUGUCAACAUGAAAACUUUAUUGUUCUCACAGACAUGAACACACCAGUGGCAGCACCUGGAGGCAACAAGGCCGCACCCCCCAAGUUCAAACAGAAAGAGACGAGACAGUUCAAGAGCAAAGCUCCCAAAGCUGGACAGAAGGGAUUUGACGAUGUUCCAGGGAUGGAGAGUCUUGGAGGUGCGGAGGUGGUCUGUCCCUGGGAGGCGUUUGGAGACAUGGAGCUGAGCGACCUGGCUCAGUUCGGCCUCGUUUAGCCCCGGAGCCCAAAGGAAACAGUUUAUUCCUGGUGGCUGUGAUCCAGCAGCUUCUCCUUCCUCUCACACUGUCCCUCAAGCUGAGGAGACAUGAUGAUGGAACCAUCCGAGGACGACUGAUGAGAGGAGAAGACGUCUGUCUCUCUCGCCCUGCGGUGAGUGGAGGAACAAGCUCAUGGACGGCAGCACCUAGAAUGACUCUUCUCCUGUCUUCUGCCCCCCCGAGCUGCAGGUGGUAGCAUCAGUCUGAGCUCUACGUUAUCUUUACAUGUCAGUGAUGUCAGGAGGUCUGUGUUGU
Molecule: messenger RNA, 646 nt
Organism: Pleuronectes platessa (European plaice)
Lineage: Eukaryota; Metazoa; Chordata; Actinopteri; Pleuronectiformes; Pleuronectidae
Product: retinal cone rhodopsin-sensitive cGMP 3',5'-cyclic phosphodiesterase subunit gamma
Exons: 3
Coding region: 127-348 (73 amino acids)
Biological process (GO): positive regulation of G protein-coupled receptor signaling pathway; visual perception; positive regulation of epidermal growth factor receptor signaling pathway
Cellular component (GO): photoreceptor outer segment membrane
Molecular function (GO): 3',5'-cyclic-nucleotide phosphodiesterase activity; cGMP binding
Source: RefSeq, a predicted model, not a curated record